Labeo rohita (rohu) is the source of this 2242-nucleotide messenger RNA. Its product is annotated as titin. Lineage: Eukaryota; Metazoa; Chordata; Actinopteri; Cypriniformes; Cyprinidae. The coding region runs from base 380 to 1915 and encodes 511 amino acids. The record is from RefSeq and is a predicted model, not a curated record. The transcript has 2 exons.
AGGCCACCCCUCGAAAGUGGACUAUUCCAAACCCUCCCGCCUGUAUUUGUGAUUUGGACUGUUCCAAAAACUUUCCGCACUGUGGAAAACAAAACGGUAUUGAGGAUGGAUGUGUGGAUGUGCUUAUAGUCAAUAGUUGAUAAGUUAAAGUAGUUAGAAGUGCACCCGUUUAGAGAUUGUGUGGAUAUAUGUGUGCGUGCAACUAAUCAACCACACACAUCUUUGCACAAUAAAUCCCCCUGAAGUACAUCCUGGUGUGAGACUUAAUGUUCUAACCGGACAUCCUGUAGCCGUUCAAUGAAUCCGAACCUGAGUUAGACAAGAGUAGUGAGCAGUUUUUUCAUGGUCCUUCGAGCCGGAGGUGUGGAUUGCUACAGACAUGUCUCACCCAGAGAGAGAAGCCCCUGCUGUGCGACCAAGGAGACGAGUUAACCCCCCUGUUUACUUAGAAGACUUUGAGCUCAGUGGACCUGGGUCUCAUCGACAGCAAUCACGGUCGCUUACCAGCCAGGGAGAACUGGAGGAUGAACCAGCAAGUACAACAGGUCAUUCCAGAUCCACUUCACCAGUGAGCCAAGCAUCAGAACAUUCUCAAUGGAUAUUGACCGACCAAUGGGACAGCAUCACUGAAAGGCUGAGAGAGGAGAAUGCUGCAUUGCAAAGGCAAGUGGAACAGUUGCCAGAGCUUACAGCCAUGAUGGAGGAGAUGAAGCGGGAGAACGCAGCCUUGCAACGACAAGCCAGCCAGCUCCCUGAGAUCAUCUCAGCAGUCCAACAGAUGCGUCAACAGAAUGCUGCACUUUAUCAAGAGCUUCAAAACUUGAAAUCGGAGCGGAAAUCUCCACCUAAGCCAGUCACUCCACCAAUGCCAUCACCACGUUCUUACUCACGAGCAGUCAACAUCCAGACUCCACAGCUGUACCGUCCAAUACCAGCUCCCCGCUCCAGGCUGCCACCCCCUGUCACUAAGAAACAGCCAUAUUCAGCUGUGCCAGAGGAAAGCUCAGAGCUGACUGAAGAUCUGAGAAACAUGAACAUUUCUUCUUCCUCACAUGAGAAACCCCCUUUUUCUGCACAAUACAGCGACUUGCCGCAGUUAAAGUAUUCAGAUCGUUCCCCGUAUUCCCUGCCACGUCAGCUGCCUGAGUUUAUGGUCCCAACACAGGACCAGAGGAGGCCAGCCUAUGCAGAAUACAGCUCAGAUCAUCUCUUACCCUCAUCUACACAGGAGAAAAUCUACAGAGGUCCAGCCCCUACCAUCCCUUGCCUGACAUCUCCCGACCCUAGGGAGUUUUCAAGACUGAGAAUUGCUUUAGAGAACAUGCUGCCAGAUGAUGUCACAGAACGAUUCAAGUUCCAAAUCCUCACAGACCAUCUGAAACUGGAGGAGGCCCUCUUGGUGGCAGACUCUUACAGCAAUUCCAGGUUUCCCUUCUCCAACACCAUGAAAGCCCUUAAUAAGAUGUAUGGUCAACCCCACCAAUUAGCCCUACAACGAAUCGCGGAGCUGAUGGAUGGUGCUAACAUACGCAGCGGAGAUGUGAAAGCAUUCAGGAUGUUUGGACUGCAGGUGCGCUCACUUGUCAGUAUGUUGCAGCAACUGGGCCACAAAGGUACUGUAGAGUUGGAAUGUGGAUCACAUGUGUCUCGGCUCCUAAGUAAACUGCCACAUGACCUCAGAUCGAGUUUCAAGCGGUACACCCACCCUUUACAAGUUACCAUUCCUACUUUGCUGGACUUUGCUGAUUGGCUGGAAUAUGAGCUUCAAGUACAGGAAGACACUCACCAGUAUGCUUGCCACCCAAGGCAGGAAUCUUCAGUGCGUGGCAGAGAGAUAAAAAGAGAGUCUAGGCAGCUGCGGAAACCGACAACCAUUCUACUUGGUACUGAGAAGUCGUCAUCCACACCAACGUGAAGAGAAGGUGAGAGCUUAUUGUCCAUACUGUGACAACAAUAAACAUUAUUUGAAUGGCUGUGACAACUUCAAGCUCCUCAGCAAAGAUCAGAAGAUAGACUGGAUUAAGACAAAGAAUCGUUGCUGGCGUUGUGGUCGUGGACAUCAAGCAGCUAACUGCACGCUAAAGACUCUCUGCCCAACCUGCAACAGAAAGCACCUUUUGGUACUGCAUGACGUCAAUGACCAAGGUAAACCAUCUCAGCAGAAUGCAGCUCCUUCCAGUGCAGUUUUGUAUGUUGAUCGCCCAACCUCUGGCAGUAAAGUGCUGCUCAAAGUGACUAAGGU